GCUGAAGGAGCAGCUUUCUAACACAGACAGGAGGUUUUGGACUUUCUGAAAUCCUGAUAAGUUAGGAAAUUAUGUCAACKUACCGCACAAUAAUAUGUUUACUGCGAAACGACCUGCGUGUCCACGACAAUGAGGUCUUCCACUGGGCUCAAACAAACGCUGAGCACAUUGUUCCUCURUACUGCUUCGACCCAAAACACUAUGUGGGAACUUACAACUUUAACUUCCCAAAAACCGGGCCUUUUCGCCUGCGCUUCCUGCUGGAGAGCAUCAAAGAUCUCAGAAACACGCUACGCAACAAGGGCAGCRAUCUGGUGGUGAGGACGGGGAAGCCGGAGGAGGUAGUCGCCGACCUCAUUGGGCGGCUCGGCUCUGUCAGCUGCGUGGCUUUCCACGAAGAGGGCUUCAGGAUAAAUCGGUGCCAUGGAAGAGGGACAUGAAGCUGUUUGACGCAUGGAAAGAGGGGCGAACAGGAGUACCCUUCGUGGACGCCAACAUGAGGGAGUUGGCUCAGACGGGCUUCAUGUCCAACAGGGGGCGACAGAACGUUGCAAGUUUCCUCACAAAGGAUCUGGGUCUGGACUGGAGGUUGGGUGCAGAGUGGUUUGAAUACCUUUUGAUUGAUCACGACGUCUGCAGCAACUAUGGAAACUGGCUUUACAGCGCYGGUGUAGGAAACGAUCCCAGAGAGAACAGGAAGUUCAACAUGAUCAAACAAGCCCUGGACUACGACAGCAACGGUGACUACGUGCGGCAGUGGGUUCCAGAGUUGAGCUCCAUCAGAGGAGCAGAUGUGCACACGCCCUGGAACCUGAGCGCCGCCGCGCUGUCGCACGCGCACGUGGCCCUCAGCGAGACCUACCCCACCCCGGUUGUCAUCGCGCCAGAAUGGAGCCGACACUUUAACAAGAAACCAAGCGAUGCAGGACCUUCACCAAGAGGAAAGAAAGGCCCGUCUCACACUCCCAAACAACACCGGGACCGAGGCAUCGACUUCUACUUCUCCAGGAGCAAAAACCUGUAAACAUUCGAGAGAUUCAGAGAUUUUAAAUGUUUUUUUUUUUUGUGAAAAUCUGGGUUGCAGAUACUUUAUAGGUUUAAGUCAUGUUGUUUAAUGCAAAUUUGAGGAGGUGAUUUUAUUUUAUUAUUAUUAUUAUUUUUUCUUAACUGAUACAUAAGGUGCCUUUUGUGGAUUCUUUGCUGGUUUUCUGUGUUUUUGGUUUGCAUUUCCUGUUUUUUUUUUUUUUUGUUACAUGUUCAAAUGCAAUAAAUGUCAUCGUUUCAUACAGUUAAA
Messenger RNA from Austrofundulus limnaeus, 1294 nucleotides. It is a transcript of the gene cry-dash, whose product is annotated as cryptochrome DASH. Gene Ontology annotation, biological process: photoreactive repair. Lineage: Eukaryota; Metazoa; Chordata; Actinopteri; Cyprinodontiformes; Rivulidae. The record is from RefSeq and is a predicted model, not a curated record. Gene Ontology annotation, molecular function: damaged DNA binding; deoxyribodipyrimidine photo-lyase activity; FAD binding.